Oncorhynchus gorbuscha (pink salmon) is the source of this 2694-nucleotide messenger RNA. RefSeq lists its product as uncharacterized. Bases 14 to 619 code for a protein of 201 amino acids. NCBI's taxonomy places the organism in Eukaryota, Metazoa, Chordata, Actinopteri, Salmoniformes, Salmonidae. The transcript has 2 exons. The record is from RefSeq and is a predicted model, not a curated record.
GUUGGACGGCCUCAUGGAGUCCUAUCCCUGGAGUCUGGAGUUCAAACCAUUUACUCUACAGCUACAAGGAGGUAGCUGUGGGUCUCCAAGCAACUGCAUUUCUCCUCUGAAGAGCCUUGUACCUCUCUCCUGUCCUCUGACCUCUCACCCCUUCACCCUCUCCUCCUUCUCCUGCCCCGACACCAGCCUGCACUCCUUUUGUCUUCCCCUCUGCUGCAAGACCUCCCCCUUCUCCCCCAUUUCCCCCCUGCCGGCCAGACCCUCCCCUUCCCCACGACGCUACUCCCCCCUGCCACCCCUCCUCUCAGCCCUGCCGGGGAAGAAGGCUCCAGGCUUCAGUGCUCUGUGUCUUCAGGGGGGCAUUUCCGGACAUCCACCCAGCCUGCAGCCACACCCCCUACAGGCCCCUCCCUCUCACAGCUCCCCGCGGGGACUCGGCCCUCACUACCCUCACCGCUCCCACUCAGACCCAGCUCCCCCGUACUGUCUGUACCGCUCCAGUCUACCCAGAAACGCUCACCUCGCUGCUUUCUCAUGCCACGCCAAACUGGCUGACAGCACCACAGACUGUCUGCUACGCCAGACACCCUGGAACACCACCAUCAACCACUGCCUCUGACCUCUAACCUCUGACCAUUCCUUACCCUUACCCUAACCUAGCAAUAACAAGUAGCCCUUAUCCUGGAAACCAUAGCGCCAGGUAGAUGUAUCAGACCAUCAUCUACUAGAGCUGUAUCAGACCAGCAUCUACUAGAGCUGUAUCAGACCACCAUCUACUAGAGCUGUAUCAGACCAUCAUCUACUAGAGCUGUAUCAGACCACCAUCUACUAGAGCUGUAUCAGACCAGCAUCUACUAGAGCUGUAUCAGACCAUCAUCUACUAGAGCUGUAUCAGACCAUCAUCAUCUACUAGAGCUGUAUCAGACCAUCAUCAUCUACUAGAUCUGUAUCAGACCAUCAUCUACUAGAGCUGUAUCAGACCAUCAUCAUAUACUAGAGCUGUAUCAGACCAUCAUCUACUAGAGCUGUAUCAGACCAUCAUCAUAUACUAGAGCUGUAUCAGACCAUCAUCAUCUACUAGAGCUGUAUCAGACCACCAUCUACUAGAGCUGUAUCAGACCACCAUCUACUAGAGCUGUAUCAGACCAUCAUCUACUAGAGCUGUAUCAGACCAUCAUCUACUAGAGCUGUAUCAGACCAUCAUCUACUAGAGCUGUAUCAGACCAUCAUCUACUAGAGCUGUAUCAGACCAUCAUCUACUAGAGCUGUAUCAGACCAUCAUCUACUAGAGCUGUAUCAGACCAUCAUCUACUAGAGCUGUAUCAGACCAUCAUCAUCUACUAGAGCUGUAUCAGACCAUCAUCAUCUACUAGAGCUGUAUCUGACCACCAUCUACUAGAGCUGUAUCAGACCAUCAUCAUCUACUAGAGCUGUAUCAGACCAUCAUCAUCUACUAGAGCUGUAUCAGACCAUCAUCAUCUACUAGAGCUGUAUCAGACCAUCAUCUACUAGAGCUGUAUCAGACCAUCAUCUACUAGAGCUGUAUCAGACCAUCAUCUACUAGAGCUGUAUCAGACCAUCAUCUACUAGAGCUGUAUCAGACCAUCAUCUACUAGAGCUGUAUCAGACCAUCAUCUACUAGAGCUGUAUCAGACCAUCAUCUACUAGAACUGUAUCAGACCAUCAUCAUCUACUAGAGCUGUAUCAGACCAUCAUCAUCUACUAGAGCUGUAUCUGACCACCAUCUACUAGAGCUGUAUCAGACCAUCAUCAUCUACUAGAGCUGUAUCAGACCAUCAUCAUCUACUAGAGCUGUAUCAGACCAUCAUCUACUAGAGCUGUAUCAGACCAUCAUCUACUAGAGCUGUAUCAGACCAUCAUCAUCUACUAGAGCUGUAUCUGACCACCAUCUACCAGAGCUGUAUCAGACCAUCAUCAUCUACUAGAGCUGUAUCAGACCAUCAUCAUCUACUAGAGCUGUAUCAGACCAUCAUCAUUUACUAGAGCUGUAUCAGACCAUCAUCUACUAGAGCUGUAUCAGACCAUCAUCAUAUACUAGAGCUGUAUCAGACCAUCAUCUACUAGAGCUGUAUCAGACCAUCAUCUACUAGAGCUGUAUCAGACCAUCAUCAUCUACUAGAGCUGUAUCAGACCAUCAUCAUCUACUAGAGCUGUAUCAGACCAUCAUCAUCUACUAGAGCUGUAUCAGACCACCAUCUACUAGAGCUGUAUCAGACCAUCAUCUACUAGAGCUGUAUCAGACCAUCAUCUACUAGAGCUGUAUCAGACCAUCAUCUACUAGAGCUGUAUCAGACCAUCAUCUACUAGAGCUCUAUCAGACCACCAUCUACUAGAGCUGUAUCAGACCAUCAUCUACUAGAGCUGUAUCAGACCACCGUUAUCUACUGUUUUAUAUUUUCUCCCUUUUUUAUAUUUUCUCCCUUUUUCUCCCUAACACUGACCCUGACCCUAACCCCAACCUGACCCUAACCUAACACUGACCCUAACCGUAACCCUAACACUGACCCUGACCCGAACCCCAACCUGACCCUAACCUAACACUGACCCUAACUCUAACCCUAACACUGACCCUGACCCGAACCCCAACCUGACCCUAAGCUAACACUGACCCUAACUCUAACCCUAACACUGACCCUGACCCUAACCCUAACACUGACCCUGACCUAACACUGA